Molecule: messenger RNA, 438 nt
Organism: Papaver somniferum (opium poppy)
Lineage: Eukaryota; Viridiplantae; Streptophyta; Magnoliopsida; Ranunculales; Papaveraceae
Exons: 1
Coding region: 1-438 (145 amino acids)
Molecular function (GO): RNA-DNA hybrid ribonuclease activity; nucleic acid binding
Source: RefSeq, a predicted model, not a curated record
AUGGGGAAUCCUGGAAAUGCUGGAUUUGGUAUCAUUGCAAGAAACCAUUACUUCCAAGUUGUAAGAAUAAUAUCUGGAGGCAUAGGUGUUGCUACAAAUUAUAUUGCAGAAGUAUUAGCAGUGGUGGGAGCAGCUGAGUGGGCAGUCUUAUUGAAAUGCAAAUACAUAAUCAUCAGAUCAGACUCUGCAGCUGUGAUUGGAGAUUUUAAAAAAGGUGAUAUUCCUUGGUUUGUAAGAGUAAGAUGGUUGAAGGCCUGUUCUUCUCUAAUAGAUGUGCAUUAUGAACACUGCUACAGAGAACUGAAUUUCUUAGCAGAUAAUCUGGCAAAAGAAGGCGCAAAAUUGAGAGCAGGGGAUCAAAUUCAUCAAAGUGGAAGACCUUCUUUCUUAAUUAGAAUUGAAAUGCAUGAUGUAGAAUAUUAUAUGUUCUGCAGUUAA